Molecule: messenger RNA, 1368 nt
Organism: Haliotis rubra (blacklip abalone)
Lineage: Eukaryota; Metazoa; Mollusca; Gastropoda; Lepetellida; Haliotidae
Exons: 6
Coding region: 233-1306 (357 amino acids)
Source: RefSeq, a predicted model, not a curated record
CACAACCUGAUAUACCCGAGACUAUCUCUCGCUGAACAAACUGUAUAUAUUGCUCAACAAAGCCAGGUCUUCCGAAUACUCAAACUAGUAGUUACCUUACAUCACGCAACGGUGAACACGAUCGGGCAGUAUUGUGAAACAUGGGCGGAACAGGACAUUGAUGAAAAGAAGAAAGGGGCGAUUGCUAAACGUUUUGACUAGUAUGUAAAAUAUAGGACAGCACAACACCAAGAUGGCUGACGAAGAAAAGCGGGGAGUUAACAUCGCCAAUGGAGUCAUAUCGGGAUUAGUUAUAGCGUGUGGUAUCAUCUACAGUGCAUUGUCGGGAGUCUAUAUUGACAGCGUACUCGCUGGAGUGAGUGUUGCGGGCAUUUCAACCGUUCCCUUGUGGAGUAUCGGUUUUGCUUACAUUGUCCCAGGGCUUCUCGGACUCAUUGGAACAUGCACGAAAUCGAAAUGCGCCUACAUUGUCCAGAUGGUGUUCUGCAUCCUUACUCUGCUGGCAAUGGGAAUCUUCGUCAUCAUCGCCUUGCUGGCUCUAACUGGUCUCACUUACGUUUCCAAUGUGUGCGGAUCCUCAUCUCAAGCUGCUUGUUCCGUUACUUCCUCGAGUUUCUACGCCGUUGUCUACAGCAUCUCAAUCAGCAUGGUGCUUGGCUGGGUCCUCACACUGGUCAUCACAAUACUCGGUGGUAUCCUCGCUUGCAGACAACCGGCAAGGCAUGGUCAGGUGAUGGUGCCGAUGGCACCAAUGACGGUCGUGUCCACCACCACUAACAUGCAGCCUACAGCCUAUCAGGGCAAUUUGGCCUACUCUGACAACAUGGCCUACAUGCAAGGGACGGGAUAUCCAGACAGUAGGGCCUACACACAAGGAACGAGUUACCUUGACAACAGGUCAUACAUGCAAGGCUCGGGUUACCCUGACAACAGGUCCUAUACGCAAGGCUCGGGUUACCCUGACAACAGGUCCAACUCGCGAGACACAGGUUACCCUGACAACAGAUCCUACAAGCAAGGCUCGGGUUACCCUGACAACAGAUCCUACUCGCAAGAUACAGGUUACCCUGACAACAGAUCCUACAAGCAAGGCUCGGGUUACCCUGACAACAGAUCCUACUCGCAAGACACAGGUUACCCUGACAACAGAUCCUACAAGCAAGGCUCGGGUUACCCUGACAACAGAUCCUACUCGCAAGACACAGGCUACCAGGACAACAGAUCCUACGUACAAAGCUCAGACUACCCUUCCUAUGUGAAACCUUCAUCCAACCAGUCGUAUCGCGAUUGGCGGGAAAAAUACUAAACCGUUAGAUCAGAUUACGUUUAAAUGUUAUUAACGAUUAAUAUAAAGUUUAAAAACAAUAC